Molecule: messenger RNA, 990 nt
Organism: Guillardia theta CCMP2712
Lineage: Eukaryota; Cryptophyceae; Pyrenomonadales; Geminigeraceae
Exons: 15
Coding region: 1-990 (329 amino acids)
Biological process (GO): cobalamin biosynthetic process
Molecular function (GO): nucleotide binding; adenosylcobinamide kinase activity
Source: RefSeq, a predicted model, not a curated record
AUGGCAUCAGUCGUGCUCGUGACAGGAGGAGCGCGAAGCGGGAAGAGCGGCUAUGCUCAGAAGUUCUGUGAGAAGAUCUGUGAGCAACCAGUAUAUGUAGCGACUGCUAAGGUCUGGGACAAGGAGAUGAAGGAGCGCAUCUCAAAGCACGUUGCCGACCGGGGUCCGAACUGGAAGACAAUAGAAUGCAACCUGAAUCUCAGUGAGAAUGCUGAGCAGUUCAGCGGUAAAGCUGUAAUGGUCGACUGCCUGACGUUGUGGUUGACAAACUUCUUCCUGGAGGAGGGAGCCUUCUCGAUGCCCAAGACUGACGAUGAGAACGUGACUGUGAGCAGCGACACGAAGGCUUCAGAGCUGGCCUUGCAGAAGGUGAAACAAGAGUUUGACAAGCUCGUCUCGCAGUGGGAUGUUACCUUCGUGUUUGUGACGAAUGAGAUCGGUUCCGGAGUUCAUCCCGAACACACCAUGAGCCGGGCCUUCGUUGAUUGCCAGGGAUGGCUCAACCAACAUGUCUCAGCCCGUGCAGACAGAGUUGUGCACAUGGUCGCGGGCCAACCACACAUGAUCAAGCAACCGAGGCCUGUUGAUGUUCCGUGCUUCUUGCCUCUCGAUGCAGAGAUGAAGAUUGAACAAGCAAGCUUGGAUCAGCUCUUAUCUACCCGAAGGAUGCAGAUGGAGCCUGAAGGAUAUUUCCUGGUGAGCGUCGACAGGAACAUUCAUCGGAUCUGUGCCGAGUUCUACUCGUGCAUCUUGGACGAUCAAGGGCGAGUUUGUGACCUUGAGGGGAACGUGAUCCCGUGCGAUGCGGACAGGAAGGUCCCGCCGGUCAAGCGCUUCGAGGGGAGGACAGCGAAAGAGCUAGCGGUCAUGGUGUUCGAGAAGUGGCCUGCUUGCCCCCUCAAGUCGCUCGUGCAUGCAUCAUACCUAGGGAGAGAGUUCCAGAAAGCUGAACUUGCCCUCAUCCAUGGAUUCAAGUACGAGCAGGAUUAG